Messenger RNA from Synchytrium microbalum, 1578 nucleotides. RefSeq lists its product as uncharacterized. The transcript is spliced from 6 exons. Gene Ontology annotation, cellular component: Golgi apparatus. NCBI's taxonomy places the organism in Eukaryota, Fungi, Chytridiomycota, Chytridiomycetes, Synchytriales, Synchytriaceae. The record is from RefSeq and is a predicted model, not a curated record. The coding region runs from base 1 to 1578 and encodes 525 amino acids.
AUGGAGCUUGAGAGCAGCGCGACGGGCAAUGCUCCCGCGAACUCGCCCUCCCAAUGGUUCAACUCGCUCAAAAAUAACAGUGGCCCCCCAUCGUAUACAACAUAUAGCGAACAGCCCUCUGUGACAACAGCUCCUGGAAGAGGUUCUAGACCUACUUGGCGCACACCCCUCGGUCAAUUUACGUUAGGGUGGAGCGCUACUCAAAUGUUUUUAAUCAUCAUAUUGGAAGCCAUCGUCCUCGUCAUCCACGGGAACGAAGUGAAUUACGUGUACAAUAUUUCCUAUUUUCAGGCCCCGCAAGUUUUGAACUCCAUUAUACCAAACGAGAAUGCUGUAACUCUAUAUCAUGCCAUUUAUCUCGCUGCUCAGAUCUUUCAGUUCCUUUUGGCUCUAGAUGCUGUUAUAUCAUCGUCAACCAUUCAAUUAAUAUGUACUACUGUAUUCAAUUGGGUCUUGACUAUAUAUGCUGUGGUUCAGUACUGGCAAUCGCGGACGCUGGCGUCCCAAGCACAAUCGGAACUGGCUCAGAGUGGAGUCAAGGCUACACUGCAUUGGUCCAUGGUCGAAGAGUUUGUCAUCAUUGGGCUGAUGAUUGUGUUUGCUUUGGGAUGGAUUUACUUGACCAUCAAGCUGCAUCGACAGUUUGGUUGGAGUAUCUUCAAAGAGUUGGGUGCGGAUGUUAGUACUAGAGGCCAACUACGCAUGUAUCAUAUCUUUUUGAUGUUGCUGAAGGUCGAUGUCUUCUUCUUCAACGGCUUCACCAUUCAAUAUCUUGUAUUGGUCUUGGUUGGAAACGCUGAUCAAACGACCAUUCUCUUCAAUGCCAUUUUUGUAACGCCAAUAACAAUUCCCUUGCUUAUCAUGGCGUACUAUGCUGUCCGACGAGAAUCAAGGAUUCUCAUGUGUAUAUUCAUGGUGAUAUUGGUUAGCGGUACAGGAUACGUCAUCUCUCGACUCGCAGAUAUAUAUCAGACAAAGGACUCCAACAAGUAUUUGGCAUCCAAGUCAUCCCUCACACUAUUCGAAUCUGUCACUGUCAUAUUGGCCAUAGUAACAGUCGUGUUUGCAUACUUGAAUAUGCGACAGUUUGGACGAGGAUUGCAGGAUCAACUUCGUCGAAGACCUCAAUCGAAGACUGCAUCAGUCGAUGGUCGAGUAAAGAGAACCCAGUCUGCAUCAUCAUUGGCGUACUCAGACGCCAAAUAUGAUUCCAAUGGUCAACGAGACUCGCCACCUAUACCAAUAAACAAUAUGUAUUUAGGUGGACAGCAGCAACAAUCGCAGCUACCACCAUUCCCUCGAUUCGAUGAUCGUGGUCCUGGAUCUCGAUUCCCUCCAGGAAUACAACCAUACCCUGGUCAUGUAAUCCAAAAACCAUCGCCCAUCCAAACUCCAGCAUCAUCUAUGAUGGGAAGACCACAACCAGAAUCGCCUCGAGGAGUUGCUCAGCCAUUGCAACCAAUGCAACAACCAGGUGUGUUACCAGGUGUUCCCAUCACUCCCCCGCCUCGCCAAUAUACUCAAUCACAGCUGGCCCAGGCAUCUCCUUUAUACGCUCAACACUUGUCAAGGAAGUAG